AUGGCGACACUCACAAUCUUUGAUCUUCCGGAAGAACUUCUAGAAGCUAUUCUCGGGGAAUGCCGCACUUGGACUCACCCUUCUGUGAAGAACAAAGACGCCGUGCCCAUCGACUUUGGCACUUACUCGGAUUUCCACUUGCGAUUGGAUUAUGUCAAUUAUCUUCGAGUUCACGUGUCGAUCUCGGCCCAAGAUAGCAGAGAGAUGCAGAGCACUAAGCAUCGACCCGAGAAUACCUGUAACAGUCCAAAACACAGGGCACAAUUCACAACACUCAUCCUGAACGACUACGGGCGAUCUUUCCAAACCCUUGAGUCUCUCAUCCAAUGGCCACGCAAACUUGAGCAUUUUGCUUUCACACUGCGGUUUAGUUUUCAGUCAUUAUUCUUGAAUAACGUCCACAUAAGCGACAUGGAUAGUCCUAUUACUGGUCCUAUCCUUGACAGGUUACAUACCAUGCUCGAACCUCAUCAGACCACGCUGAAGAGCUUGCGAAUAGGGCUAGCGUUGACACCAUCUGCCUAUGCAAUGGCGUAUACGCCUGGGUUUGGCUUACCUCCCGGGGUCCAUUUCGACCUGAACCACAGCGUCAUACCAGAUUUUCGGGACUAUCAAUGUCUGCAGCACCUCCACAUUGCGUCAAUCUUUACCGGCCACGGGGAUUUCUGCGGACGGAGGAUAUUCAGCCAAACCCCCAGCACAUUAUUCAGCAUAACUCCCAGCACAUUGGAGGAGCUACAUCAAGAAGUAGACCGACUUCUCGCUCCGAGUCUGUAUCGCAUCACCUUGGAUGUCGGCUGCGAGUUCUCUCUGCGACACUGCCCUUGCUUUCCCCGGGACCCAGAGCGCUGGCCAAUCUGCAACCGAGCAUGUCCCCUCGACAGGGACCUUUAUGCAUUCCUCAUCACUCUCGCCCGACGCGCGAAGAAACAGAGGGCUCCGCUCUGUCAAAUCCACGUCAACUACUGCACCAGGCCUUUCGCUCUUCCCAUGCCCGCCUCAGAUCUACCGGAAGGGUUCAAUUGGGAAUGGAUUCCCCUGUACGCGAGUUUUAAUCCGUGGGAAUGGUUGGAAAGGGUCAAAAGGAAAAUGAAAAAGGCCGGCAUCCGGUUCACUUACACUGGUCUGGAACCUGUUUGCGGCGUGCCUCGCACUCACCUUCCGAAGCCCGAGAUACCUCUCUAUACACCGAUGCAGGAAUUGGCGCGGCUUCGCAGAGAGUAUGAGUUACGGGUAUUCGACUAUGAGGAUGAGAUGUGUUCAGAACAUGUCUGGACGGUGGUGAAGAGCGGGUGAACAAGUGCUGAAUGGUUGGCCAUUUCGAAAAUGUCAAGGGAGAGAAGAUGGCUCGGCGAGGUGAUUGUUGUGCAUUAGUACGACGAAAGGGUUGAGGAUGAUCUGUGGGUAUGACAUAAGGCUACUGAGCGUUCAGUUGGGUGAUCACAGAGGCAAGAAAGGAAACGACAACAGAAAUAUACUCGGAAGAACACGAACCACAAGGAGUUGGAUGGAUACAUGGAUGGGCAAGGUCCUGGAAAAUAGCAUUGAUUUGUACUUAGCAUAGCGGAAGGUUUUAUUUUAUAUAACCAAGAAUGCAC
This is a messenger RNA of Neurospora tetraspora, 1598 nucleotides long. RefSeq lists its product as uncharacterized. The coding region runs from base 1 to 1296 and encodes 431 amino acids. The record is from RefSeq and is a predicted model, not a curated record. NCBI's taxonomy places the organism in Eukaryota, Fungi, Ascomycota, Sordariomycetes, Sordariales, Sordariaceae. The transcript has 3 exons.